Molecule: messenger RNA, 8004 nt
Organism: Betta splendens (Siamese fighting fish)
Lineage: Eukaryota; Metazoa; Chordata; Actinopteri; Anabantiformes; Osphronemidae
Gene: tulp4b
Product: TUB like protein 4b
Exons: 15
Coding region: 754-6441 (1895 amino acids)
Molecular function (GO): protein binding
Source: RefSeq, a predicted model, not a curated record
GCUGUCACAUGAAGCUGCUCUUUAUUUGUCACCGCAGCUCCGGCGUCUCGCCGGGAUUACUGCAUGCGGUCGGAUGCAAAACGCCUUAGAAUGAGAAAUUCGGAUUUACAUUCAGAGGGGACGAUUCCGGCUUUCUACGUCUUCCAUUUCCAUUUCAUUGAUUCGUUUUAAUUGCGUGUUAAAGGAGCCCGUGUUCGGGUUCUUGAAUGUGGCAUUUGGGCUGACAUCGCCUGGCUGCUCCGCUGUUUGACGUAAAAUAGAAAGCGCGGACGGCAUCAGUACCCAUGGAGACUGCGAGUGCCCCGAUAUGCAGCGCAGUGAUGCUGUUGCAUGGAGACUGAGGAAAACGGCGCAUGUUAAGGUUAAUGCCCCGAAUGACAAGGCGGCUAUUUUAAGCAGGCUGAAUCUGUUCCUCUCUCCGGGCCUCAUCUUGGACGCUCGACUUGUUGAACAACCGUGAUGAUCACGCGCCUGUUUCCAUUCGCACCAGGGACCACGCAACUCUCCAGAGCCGCACCAGAAAACAUGGGAUGGGCCACUGGCACCGGAGACGCCUCACGUCGGUUCACGGCAAACUCUGGGGCGCAGAGUUCGGCUUGAUUUAAAUGAACCCAGGAGUGGACAACAUCUGGCUGUACGAUGCAUUUUACUUCCCCGUAGAUUAUAGUGCAAGAGCCGAAAACACAGCAGCCAUUACAGAGAGACAUCUGAAUGGAAAUAUGGACACCUUCAGUGGAGGAAUUGUGACUCAACAUGUCCAGGAGCUAUGAGCCUGGCCACUCAGUAGGGAUGUUGGCUGCCGUGGAACAUGGUCCCAUCCUCUGCAGCGACUCCAACAUCCUCUGCCUCUCGUGGAAGGGCCGGGUCCCCAAGAGCGAGAAGGACAAGCCGGUGUGCCGGAGGCGCUACUACGAGGAGGGCUGGCUCGCCACGGGCAACGGGAGAGGAGUCGUUGGGGUGACGUUCACGUCGAGUCACUGCAGGAGGGACAGGAGCACGCCUCAGAGGAUCAACUUCAACCUGCGAGGACACAACAGCGAGGUUGUCCUGGUACGAUGGAACGAGCCCUUCCAGAAGCUGGCCACCUGCGACAUGGAGGGAGGGAUCUUUGUGUGGAUCCAGUAUGAAGGACGGUGGUCCGUGGAGCUGGUGAAUGACAGGGGAGCUCAGGUGAGCGACUUCACCUGGUCCCACGACGGCACCCAGGCCCUCAUCGCGUACCGGGACGGCUUCGUGCUGGUCGGCUCCGUGAGCGGACAGCGCCACUGGUCCUCCGAGAUCAACCUGGAGAGUCAGAUCACCUGCGGCAUCUGGACGCCCGACGACCAGCAGGUGCUGUUCGGCACCGCCGACGGGCAGGUGAUCGUGAUGGACUGCCACGGGCGGAUGCUCGCCCACGUCCUGCUGCACGAGUCCGACGGCAUCGUCAGCAUGUCCUGGAACUGCCCCGACUUCCUGGUGGAGGACAGCACGGAGAGCGACACCGACUCCGACGACAGCGUUCUGCCUUUAGUGCGGAGAGUCAAGCCUCUGUUGACAGUGACCUUCCUGUCGGGGGACAUCAGCUUAAUGAACAACUAUGACGACCUCUCUCCUGCCAUAAUUCGCUCGGGGCUGAAAGAUGUUGAGGCCCAGUGGUGUUCUCAGGGAGACCUGCUGGCCGUGGCCGGCAUGGAGAGACACGGGCUCCCUGCUGACUCCGCCUGCGCUUCCAUCAUGAGGAACGCCCUUGUGAAGUUCUAUAACGUCCAGGGGGAGCAUAUAUACACUCUGGAAACGCCCGCACAAAGGCCCAUCACCACCAUCUGCUGGGGCCACCGAGACUCGCGGCUGUUCCUGGCGUGCGGCCCGGCGCUGUACGUGGUGCGCGUGGAGCACCGGGUGGCCAGCCUCCAGCUCCUCUGCCAGCAGGGCAUCGCCAGCGCCCUGCGCGAGGAGAAGGACGUGGGCAAGCUCAACAUGCCGUCGCUGCUCUGCUCCUACGUCACCACCGCCUUCAUACCCACCAUCAAGCCCCCGAUCCCUGACCCCAACAACAUCCGCGACUUCGUGAGCUAUCCCACGGCCGGGAACGAGAGGCUCCACUGCACCAUGAAGCGAGCGGAGGACAGCCCGGAGGCCGGCGGGCCCUGCUACACCCUCUACCUAGAAUAUUUAGGAGGGCUUGUGCCCAUUCUCAAAGGAAGGCGCAUCAGUAAGCUGCGGCCCGAGUUUGUCAUUAUGGACCCCAAAACAGACAGCAAAGCAGAGGAGGUGUGUGUUAAUCCCAUGAUCUCGUACACUGACAGCUGCAACUGUUCAGACUCCAGUGACAUUGAGUUGAGCGAUGAGUGGGUCGGGAAGAAGUCCCCAAAGUUGUCCAGAGGAAACAGGAUGAACAUGGAUUCAAGAAAAUCCCCCAAACUUUCACGUGCCAAUCAGGAAGGGCAGCGGUCACCACGGUUACCGUCAAAGAAGCCGCCGGUUCGAUCUCCGAGUCUGACACGGCGGGAGUUUUCUAUGGAUGGACUCACAGAGCACAACUACCUCGCUCAAGUCACAUCCAACAUCUGGGGGACAAAGUUUAAAAUCGUUGGACUUGCUUCUUUCCUUCCCACCAACCUCGGUGCAGUUAUCUACAAGACCAGUUUGCUUCAUUUGCAACCACGACAGAUGACGAUCUACCUUCCAGAGGUGCGAAAGAUUUCUCAUGACUUCAUGAGCCUCCCUGUGUUUAACCCCAAUGUGUUCAGUGAAGAUGAGGAUGACUUACCAGUGAUGGGCCCGUCUGGUGUAGCAGGAGACAAUCCUCCCUGCACAGUCAACAUUCCUAUUGCUCCGAUCCACAGCCCAGCUCAGGCCAUGUCCCCCACUCAGAGCAUUGGCCUGGUUCAGUCUCUGCUGGCCAAUCAGAACAUCCAGCUGGAUGUUCUGACCAACCCUACAGCCACCGCAGCGGCGGCCGCGGCCGUGGCCGCGGCGGCCGCCUCCGUCCCCGUCAGUGAUCACAGCCAGGAUGCGGUGGCGUCGCCGUACCCCGUUCCAGCCAGAUACUCCAACCCUGGCCAGGUGAUCUUCAACAGCCUGGACAUGAGUCCGCUUCUCCCCGGUACCCUACCACCCCCGCCUCCACCUCACCAUCUCCCACCGCAGCCCCACUCCCAGCGGCCGCAUUCACAGCAGCCUCGCCAGCAGCAGUCGAAACAGUCCCAACAAAUGCAGACGCAGCAGAAAAUGCAUCAUCAUCAUCAACAGCAACAGCAACAACAGCAGCUGCAGCAGCACCAUCAUCAGUCCCAAUCGCAGCAGCAACAGCAGCUACAGCAACAACAGCAACUACAACAGCAACAGCAUCAACAGCAACUACAGCAACAACAGCAUCAACAGCAACAACAGCAUCAACAACAGCAACAACAGCAUCAACAGCAACAACAACAACUACAGCAUCAACAGCAACAACUACAACAACAGCAACUACAGCAUCAACAGCAACAACAACAGCUACAACAACAACAGCAACUACAGCAUCAACAGCAACAACAACAACUCCAGCAGCUCCAGCAACUGCACCACCAGCAGACGCUGCUUCAACAGCAACAGCAACAACAACAACAACAGCAGCACCAGGUUCAGCAGCACCAACAAAUGCAACAAGGGCAGCAGCCGGUGACGCCGCAACAACUCCAGCACCAACAGCAAAUCCAACAGCAGCAGCAGCAGAUGCAGCUGCAGCACGAGCAGAUGCAGCAGCAGCAGCAGCAGAUGCAGCAGCAGCAGCAGCAGAUCCGCCAGCAGAUCCAGGAGAUGCGGCAGCAGCAGCAGCAGCUCCAGCAGCAGCACCAGCAGAUCCAGCAGCAGCACCAGCAGAUGCAGAGGCAGCACCAGCAGAUGCAGCAGCAGCUGAAGAUGCAGAUGUCGCUGCCGCCUCCUCCGUCAGGGUACCCCACCAUCUCCUUACAGCAGAUUCACCUGUUGCCCCAAAUCCCCCCACCCGCCACUGAGCCGGGGCUGGACCGGGCCGAGCACGGGCACACUCUGAAGCCAAGUCUGCCCCGGACUCUCCCGCCGUCCUUCGGCGACAGGGACGGGUCUGUGGAGAUCCAGAUGAGGAAGGUGAAUCCCCCACCUCCGUACCCAGGCACCGUCGUGUCUGCUGCUGCUGCAGCUGCUGCUGCUUUGCCUCAAACUCUGGUCACAAACUGCGACAGCCCCAGCGUCCUGGCCCCCGACCCCUGUCUGAAGAAAGACGAGUUCCUGCUCCACCCUGUCACCUUACAGUACCCAACCCCUCUGGGGUACGAGAGGAUCACAACCUUUGACAGCAGUGGCAACGUGGAGGAGGUUUGCCGCCCACGCCGGCGUCUCAUUCGCAAUCAGAACGCGUAUGCUGUUCACGGCAUCGGGGGCUCGGCCACACUCAAGGUCACCUCGUCCGACAGCAAGAAGAUCCAGCUUCCGUACAGCUCUGCGACCCUGAGCCGCCUCUCCGUCCCUCGGUACUCCAUCCCAAGCGGAGACCCUCCUCCCUACCCCGACCCGGCCAAUCAGGUCCCCGCCACGCUUCCUCCCCCCCAGAGAGUGGACAGCAGCCUGAUCCACGCCACCCUGCGCCGCGACCGCAAGGACGCGGGCCUCAAGGUGCCGCAGAUGACGGAGAGCUCGCGCACUCUCCCCACGAAGGCCAAGAUGAGCAACGCGCUGGCCGUCGCCUACCAGCAGAGGAUGCCCACCGCGCUGUACACGUGCACGCAGUGCAGCAGCAACAGCAGCAGCACCAGCGUGAGCGUCAGCGGCGGCGGCACGUCCAGCAGCGGCAUCGCCGGCGGCACCGUGGUGCGGCAGGACUUCCCGCCGGGCAAGGGGGCGCACCACAGCACCAUCAUCGUGCACUCCAAGAGCGCCUCGCCGCUGGCCUCCCAGUCGUCCUACAGCCUGCUGGGCGCCGUGGACGGCGGGCGCGACAGAACCGUCUACGUUAACUCCGCCUUCACCGAGGACGAGACGCUGAGUCAGCAGUGCCACCUGGAAAAAUCGGUGCGUCAGCUGACUCUGGGCGACGUCGGGCUGACGGUGAAGCGUCCUCCGCCUUAUCAGUGGGACACCUCCACCACGGAGGACUUCUGGCUCACCCCCGAGCAGGCAAUGAUGCCUCCCCCGCCGGGACCCCAUAAGCCGCCACCACCGCUCAUUAUCAGCCAAGCCCAGCACUUGGACGUGACCCGACUCCCUUUUGUCCUCACAACCAAACCUCCGGCUAGUCCCAGCACGAGCACGCUCACCUUCCCAUCGGGGUACCAGAUAUCCCUGGCACCCUUCCCUCCAGGUGUGGGUCACAGCGGGCCCCCCCUCCAGACCUUACAGAACCCUCCACCCCAGUGCCCUCCAAAUGAAGUGGUCACUUCGGUCCCCUUUGCUCAGCAGGACCCCAAUCUGGUCCUGCCGCCAGGCUACGCUCCCAACCUUGCCAAUUUGGCCUGCUGCCCCCUUCCUCCCAUGUAUCCAGGCGCCAGCUCGUGUGCCGGGCUCCAGCUUCACCCCGUCAGUCUUCACCCCUGGAACCCUUACCCCUGCCCACCCCCGAUGCAAGACCCCCCCGCGCCGCCCCUGCCUACCAAAACCCACCAGAUCCUAGAGAAGCCGAUCCUCUCCCCUCCUCCUCCGACGGCGCCGCCUCCUCCACCCCCUCUCCCUCCUCCUCCACCGCCGAGCGAGCUGCCGCCGUCCAAAAGUGCCACCGAGGAUUUAGCCGAGUCCGCGAACAACUUUCCGGAGCCGUCGUCGCUAAACGAAAGUCCCGUGCCACAGGAGUCAGAGCGCUUCAACAAGAAGAGCCGCAAGCGGCUGGACAGCAGAGCGGAGGAGGCCAACAUGCCCACCGUCGCAGAGGGAAGAUCUAGAAAGGAAGGGCGGGCGCUCUCCGACUUCAACAGCCUCAUCUCCAGCCCGAGGCUCGGCAGCAGGGAGAAGAAGAAGCCCAAGGGGCAGAGGGAGCAGCUCAAUAAGACCAAGAAGAUGAGCAGGACCACGAACGAGUUCCAGGACAGCUCGGAGAGCGAACCGGAGCUCUUCAUCAGCGGCGACGAGCUCAUGAACCAGAACCAGAGCAGCAAGAAGAGCUGGAAGAACAAGCGCAGCCUGCGCAUGGCAAGUGAGCUGGAGGAGAUCAAAUGCCGCAAGGCCAACGAGAGGGAGGACCGCAGCCUGGGCAGCCAGGGCUUCGUUUACGUGAUGGCCAACAAACAGCCACUGUGGAACGAGGCCACCCAGGUCUACCAGCUGGACUUUGGGGGACGCGUCACGCAGGAGUCAGCCAAGAAUUUUCAGAUAGAGCUGGAUGGUAGACAGGUGAUGCAGUUCGGCCGAAUAGAUGGGAAUGCCUAUAUUUUGGAUUUUCAGUAUCCUUUCUCAGCAGUUCAGGCGUUUGCUGUCGCCCUGGCCAACGUAACGCAGAGGCUGAAAUGAGCUUUCACUUAGUGCUGCUGUAGGCCACAUUGAGAAGAAGCCACGGGUUUGACUGUGGGCCCGAGUGUGAGGCUGCCGGAGGGACGAGGCCAACGCCACAGACCGGGACCGGUUGCUCUUGCACAUGCUUAUAAUGUACAAUCAGCCUGUUGGAGGCAGAGUCUUAGUUAGUGGUGAUGAAAUCAACAUUAAUCCAUAGUAUCUGGUUAUUAUUGAAUGUAUUCAAGCUAUUUUCUAUUAUUAUUUAAAUGUUAACCACUAGAAUAAAGAUAGUUUUCCUGGAUAAUCAAAAGGUUCAAACAGUAACAGGUUGCAGUAAUGAAAAGUGCCAAAGACACAUCCCACUUGUGGCCAAUGAAGCUAUUUAUGUCUGUGAAGGAGUAGUGAAGGAAGAUCUAUUUACAUUUGUAGAUUUAUGAAGAUAGUAGUGAUAUGAAUUGCAAAUUAUAAAUCUCUAAGAAAGACCACAUAUGAAUUUACACUGCACUGUUUGGUUUUAGGUAAUUGGGUAAAUAGGCUUUUGCUUAGCUUUUGUGUAAACAUGUUGCUUUGAACAUGCAUUAAAAUGAUUGUUGAUUUUGUAAUAGUGGCAUGAAGAGCAGCGUAAAGAGAACCGUAGUUUGUAUAUUUUCUAUCCAUGUUACUUCUAUGAAGUGGUGCAACAAACAUAGUAAAUCACGUUUUUAAUCCACACUGCAAAUCACCCUUCACAGCCACCGUAACCUCACAGCACAUUCGUUGUAUGUGCUGCUGUUGUUUUGUACGGUCCCCCUAAAUUACAGUAUGAUGAUGCCGACUGGCCGGUGAAGGUCCAGUGUGUCUUCAUGUGCCAAAUAACAAAAUAGGCCUCUCAUGAUCAUCUGACUCAGACACAAAAUCCCUUUUGUACAGUAAAGAUGGAGAUUGUCUCCGUGCGCCUCUCUUGGUUGACCCCGUGUUUGUUUAUGAUGCUACUUGAAAACUGCAUUUGAAUGUGAAGUACAGUAGUUUGCCUAUUUGGAAAUAAGUGCUGCUUUCGAUAGAUAGCUAGAGCUUGUGUGCAAUAAUGCUCCGUACCUAGAACCGAUGUUGUACUGGCAAAUGAAAAAAUAAUGCUGCUUGCACUGUGUACUUCGUAAGUGACCUGACAUCAUUAUGCGCUUCAAAAAUCUGUGUAUACAUUGCUAAUCUCAGUGAUUUCGUAUUUCACUUUUACUUUAACAUGGUAAUGAGUUUUUUGAUGUAACAUCUGUAAAAACAGUGGAAACAACAAACUUGAUAAGAGAUUAAACGCAACACAUUCAGACAUACGAGUGACACAUGUAGGUUUGGUGCUAAUGUAUAAAGAAAAGCAUAAACAUUGAAACAUCUGUUCAUUUGUUAUUAAAACUUUGUUUUGACGAGAAAAUAGUUUGAGAGGAGGUCUUGGAAAUUCAGCGGAGCGUCUUCUUUUAACGCAGCUUUGUCAGAUUAUCAGCAAUACUGCCCUAUGAAUAGAUGGUCGCCUGAUUUCUUUAAUUUUGUGGGGGGAAGCUAAAAUGACACAAUUAUGGGCUGAUAAAAUAAUAAAAAUAUAUUGUUCCA